This is a messenger RNA of Wasmannia auropunctata (little fire ant), 6917 nucleotides long. RefSeq names its product cysteine-rich motor neuron 1 protein (gene cmpy). The transcript is spliced from 13 exons. The record is from RefSeq and is a predicted model, not a curated record. Gene Ontology annotation, molecular function: insulin-like growth factor binding; serine-type endopeptidase inhibitor activity. Gene Ontology annotation, biological process: regulation of signal transduction; regulation of cell growth. The coding region runs from base 1013 to 3211 and encodes 732 amino acids. Lineage: Eukaryota; Metazoa; Arthropoda; Insecta; Hymenoptera; Formicidae. Gene Ontology annotation, cellular component: extracellular region.
CGUUCGUCUUGAACGCGGAGCGCUUCGCGUAUUUUCAUCCGUAGCCUGCCCUGCCGAGUGAUUCUCUCUCUUAUCGGGCGACUCACUUAUCGUGUGCACGAUGUCGUCGGCACGUCGUGCGUGACGAGGGGAGAAGCGAGGCAGAAGACCGCGACGCGAUUACUAUGCGAACCGUUUCGAAGCGAAAGUUUUCGCAGAUCGAUCGAACGGCCCUUCCGCUCCCCGAUGCCGGCGAUCAUUUCUAUCCUCUUUCCCUUCCCUUGACAUCGCUCAUAUAAAUCCCUCACGCACCCGAACAAUUCCAAUUGUGUGCUGUCUUUAAUCACACAUUAGCGCGCGUCUCCAUACGCGAUAGAUUCAUCGGACGCAAAUUCGCUCCAACGAUUCGUCGGGCAACCGACAGUAUGCUGGUUAUACAGGCGUUCGAUCUGUAACGCAGUUCCGUAACAGGAUUGGUACAUGCAGUUCGCUAUUACAGCAUGCAGUUCUUGAGCGAACUAUUCUCUAUCCAGGAAUUGGUACAGAUCGAAUCGUUUCCGUGAUUUUCGUCGUAAAAAAUUGGUCUAAUGCAGUUGCGUUUCUUCUGAAAUAAGUUAUUUUAUUUCUUAUAUCAAAGUUACGUCAUGUACUACAGUGAAGAAUAAUGUCAUAUUUUGCCUGAGUUCAUGCAAACUGUGAGCGGUAAAAUGUAGAUCGGCACAUUUUUCUUUACGUUCUCCAGACAUUAUUCAACAACGCAGGCAUCACACCUCUUGUGACUGCCCUUCUCUUUUGAUGAACAACUCUUUAUCAUAUAUAGAAGGAGAGAAAGAGGAUCCGUUAUAUCGUGCGCGUGUGACAAAUCGAGAAUCGAACGCGUCGUGGCGUGAAACGUUUCGGGAUGAACUGAACGCAAUGGACAUCGUGUUCGUUUCGUAAUUGGUGUUGGAGAGAUACAAGAUAGGGGAAUAGAGAGGACACCAGGAGAAUCGACGACGGGACGGCCGUCGAGAUCGAGAGGGACGAGAGCAAAAUGAGGGCCCCGUUGCUCCUCUUAGGCGGCAUUGUUGUACUGUCGCUCGCGGUGGCGAGAGCCCUCUCGUGUGUGUGCUCGCCGCUGGAGUGCGACGUUCUCACCGACGAGGACUGUCCCGGAGGCCUCACCUGGGACCCCUGCAGGUGUUGCAAAGUAUGCGCGCGUGUGGAAGGCGAGCCUUGCGGCGGCCUCUUCGGUUUUUCGGGAACCUGCGCUGUCGGUCUACAAUGCGUAAUCAUGAAUCUACUGACUCGCAGUCGAGAAAUGGACGAAGGCGUCUGCACGAAGAUUCCGGGCAGAUGGAGGAGGCAUUGUCCUCACGGGCCGAUGAUGUCGGGCUCUGGCUGCAACCUGGUCGGCGAGGGAGUCGCGACAGCCGAGGACGGAAACGUGGCGACCGCCGGCAAAUGCGUUUGCGGUCCGUCGGUGCCCUGGUGCCCGGGUGAGCCGCGGCCCUACAUGUACAUGACGCGGCACGAGUGCCGGCUCAAUUUGGAGGCGAAAAUUGCUUACGAUGACCUCUAUAAUUCUGGCGACACGCCGAGCAGCACCGCCAUCGAGGGCACGUCGUUCGGCGAGUCGGCGACGCGGGGCGAUCGAGAACAGGUGGGCGAGAGAAAAGAAUCGAGACGGAACAACGGCGACUGGAAGGACGACGAGAGGGCCACAAGGAGCACGCGGAUCGCGUCCAGCUGGACAGGAGCCGCGCACAGUGUCGACGGCUGCCCGCAGGACAGCGUGCCGAACGAGAAUGGCGGUUGCAAAUGUGCGGAUUGUCCACCCCACAAGUGCCGUCCGGGUCAGCAGGCGAUGCUAGUGAGGGGAUCAUUUUCUGGGACCCCCGGUAACUGCUGCCCGCGCUACAACUGCGUUCCCUCAGAUUACCAUCGUCGGACCGAGUCGUUCUGUCCUGAGGAUAGCGUCCUGACGAACGAUGGCAUUUGCAAGUGCGUCCCGACGUGUCCGCUGCCCAAGUGCCGACUUGGUCAACGACCGUUUGAGGUGCGGGCGGCCAAGCCCGAGACACCCGGUAGCUGUUGCCCCCUUCACGACUGCAGACCCUCAGAUCCGAUUUCCUGGGUGAAGGCUGAAGAGAAACCGCAGAACUGCAUUCACGAGGGCGUCUCGAGGAAACUUGGUGAGGAGUGGAAACAGAACGACUGUAUCACUUGCAUCUGCAACGAGGACGGAAUCGCGUCCUGCCAAACGACCAUGUGCAAGUCCUGCGAGAACGCGAUACCACCCGAUCCAGGCGAAUGCUGCCCUCACUGUCCACCGCUGACGAACAGGACCUUUGAUCGCCCUGACGAGUCUUGCAAAAUAGACGACUGCAAGAUGAAAUGCUACCACGGCUUUCGAACAGACAAGAAUAAUUGUCCCAUCUGCGAAUGCGCCGAUGAUUUGGAGGUCGACCUCGUGCCGGACGUGCUACCGGAAGAUUACAAAGUUUGCCCGGAACUGCCGCACUGCGGGCUGAACUGCGACCUCGUCAAGGACGAGGACGGUUGCCCGGUAUGCGCUUGUCAGACGCCAUCGCGUUAUCCGUCGCCGAAUGUCACCGCCCCGGAUACCACGAACGACAAAAGGAUCUGCCCCGAGGUCAAGUGCGACCUUCACUGCGAACUCAUCAUGGACGAGAACGACUGCACCUUUUGCGAGUGCAAGCCACCCACUGCUGGCUGUCCGCCGCUUGUCGGAUGCAGGAAGAGGUGCAGCUUCGGUUACAAGACGAACAAGCGCGGCUGUCCCAUAUGUCGCUGUCGAGCUUCGUGCAUGGACCAUUUAAACGAGACACAUCCAGAGGGAUCGACUUGGCAUCCGAACAGCUGCAACACUUGCACUUGCGAGCCUGGUGGACGACUUAAUUGUAAAGAAACCAUCUGCUCGGUGGCCUGCACUAAUCCAUUGCCACCGAAACCGGGUACUUGUUGCCCCACAUGCCCGAUUACUACGAUUAAGGAAAACGACAUGAUUAAUCAAAUUACCAGCCGUGGCUGGGGCACAGUGCCGAUUACGUUAAUCGUCGUACUCGCGCUGCUGUGUCUGCUACUGAUAAUCCACAUCGUGCGCAGCCGAUUCCGUGGCCGUCUGUCACCCUCGGAAGCAUCGUAUGCGUCGUAUCCGCCGCAAUAUUACAAGUGUGUGCCCGUGUACGACACCCCGGUGCAUCGGAACGAGAAAAUCGUACCUUUGUAAAAGACUGUUGUUGAUCCCCAAAGAGAGCGCGCGCUUGUCGACGAGCGAUGUGCAAAAGCAAAUUUUCGAUUCGCUAAGACUGUUUUAUACACGAUCGCCGACAAGAUUUCGCGAAACUUUACGUGACGAUUAUUCUGAUUAUACGACGUGUCGUGAUCGUUAACUCUUAAACGGAUCUUUUAUCUGUAAAUUGAGGUUAUUAAUUAUUUAUAGACAUAGAAAAAAGAAAUAGAUGGCAAAAUAUUGCAUCGUAUAAAAAAUUAGAAAAAUUUUUCUAAAAUUAUAUAUAAAGUUUAUUAAGAAUUCUAUUAAAUUCCAGCAUAUACUAAAUCUUUCCUGUUCUUAUGAAUAAACAAAAGAUUCCUUUAAGAGUUAAUAGCUAUACGGAUGAUUUUUGCAACUCGUCGAUAGUCUUACAAGGAAAAUUCAUUGCCAGACGUAGGCGCGUGAAACUGCUGUUAACAUCUCGCUAAUUCGAUGUUAAAGCGAAUGCCGACAGGAGCGGAGAAUGUUGCGGAAUGUUGCGCACGAUGCUGCGUAAGGAAGUCUCUCUCUUUGGGUGCGGCUGAAAAUACUUUGAAGUAGAUUUUCAGUAUUAUUUGUAAGCGGCAGUGAGUGUUGUGAACUUUGAAAGGGAGAAAGAGAAAAGAAGAAGCAAAAGAGAACCAUCAAUUCGCACCAACCUCGUAAUACGUUUGCCGAAUCCUCUUGAAUCCCUUAACUUAAUAUGACACAUUGCGUAACCUGUAAAUUAUAAUAUAAAAACGUAGCGUAAUUACGAUUAAUUAAUAUAAGAAUAAAUGUAUUAAUGUUAACCCAUCGUAGGACUCUAACUUAAAUGAAAAAAAAAAAAAAAUCAUAAAAGAGACAGGUCUACACCGUAGUAUUAGUUCCCUUGAUCUCUGGACCACCAUUAUUAUCUCAUAUUAUAUUAAUGAAUGUUUAUACGAAGUAAAAAGUAUUCGUUUUUUUUUUGCAUGUGGAUAUUCAAACUCGCAGAUUCGAAGCGAUUAUCGGAUAUCUCUUACCAAGUAAAAACAAAUAUAUUUUCUAUUAUUUUUUUUAUAUUCUUAUUUUAUUGAAAAUUCGUUUCAACGUCAUUUCAUUUUCCGUCUAUUCCUUCAACGUAUAUAUUCGAAUUUUUUCUUCCAGGUACUAAUUCCUAAUUUAUCUAAGAUUUAUUUAAAAACCGCCUUAUCGCGGUAAGAACAAGUUUAUAGACUUAAUACGUAGAUUAAUAGCUGUUAACAACUGUGUUAUUAGACUGUUCCUAUAUUAUACGUUUUAUUUUAUUAAUAUAAACUCUCAUUCUUAUAUACUCGUCACGAGUACAACGUGUAAUAUUUAUAUCCGAUGAGAAUUCCCAAUUCAGUUGUCAUAGGAAUGAAAUCAUCGCACCCGCGACCGCAGCACGCGAAGGAAGAAGGAGGUACAUGUACAUAUAUCGUAAAAGUUUAGAUUAAGAUGAAAUUAAAACGACGCGAGAGAGCCCUCGGUCUCUUCGAAACUCUGUCGCGGCACGAUCGAUCGACUUUAAGAUUUGCGCUCGGCGCGAUGCUAAACGACAGGUAUCCCGGUGCGCGGAUCGCGAUAACGUUACAUAAUACACGAUUACGUUCCGUAACUUCUCGGUUGCUUGUACAUACACGUCCGGAAGUUCGUUCUCCGGCGGCUUGCGAAUUCUCGGGUGGUAAACCCGAAUUAUUUUCGGAUGCUAACUAACAGCACGCUUAGAUAGACACACCUCUCCUGUUCGUACAUAUUUCACGCUGCGCGGUGGAGCGUGCGGAAACAACAAUGAUCAGCAGAUAAGAUAACGUACGGUGCACGGGAUGCUUGUGGAAAUGUAUAAACAGGGAUAAAGAAAAGAGACGAAAACAAGGAAAUUCGAAAGAUAAAAAUGGAUGGAAAUAAUAAAAAUCAGGCUGAUAUGGAGACAAUGUAAACGUGAUUAGAAUUGGAGAAUUCAUCGAAGAAGGGAAGUUACUUCGAACUAUAUAUGUCUUAUUGCACGGCCGAACAACUUGAUCCCUUGCCACCGCUGAUGAACCAUACAUAUCCAUGUGCUUACACAAACGCACGUAGCUCGUCUUCUUCCUCUCCCUAAUUAAAACACAUACAUAUAUUUUUUCAAUGUGACUUGUCCUAUAUAUCUCUCGUAUGUAUAACCGUAUAGCCUACAUUAGACUUAUUUAUACAUACACGUGUAAUCGUGUAAACACGUGCGCGCAUACUUAAUAUACGUUUAUUGUCCAUAAACCGCAGGCUGUAUUUCGCACGUGUAUAUGUACUUCAGAGACAAUAUGUACGUAGUAUACCGAUGAGACAGAACCCGGAUAGCGUAUAUAUACCUGUAAGGAUUAUUUCUUUCGUUGUUAUCGUACAUGCAGGAUGUUAACAAUAAUAAUAACGUCGGCAGUAACAAUAACACUUAAUGAUAACAAUAGUAGUAAUAAUUUAGCAGACACGCAGUCGGUUCUUGGCGAUGAUUCCAAGCGGACAAUGCAUACAAUAAAAUUUGUGAUAAACGGGAAUUGGACACUCGUCUGCGCUUUGCAAUUAAAAAGAAAAAAGGAAAAAGAUUCACGACUCUCCCGAGAAAUUUUAUAACGUAUACGUAUACGCGCGUCCACGGAGUAUGUGAUCUAGUGUUGCGACGCCGGUCCAACGUAUUCGAUUUAUCCCUGACUUUCGGUUUCAACCCUCGACGGGGAGGUAAAUGACGCCAUUUAAUCAAUCGCGCCGGGAAGGAGCGGAUUAAACGUGGCUUGCUUUUUUGUCAAGCUUGUCGGACAAAAAACGAGGCAAAUCGCGGUCGUUUGCGGCGAAAAAUUACGAGGAACACAAAUAUCACGUUUGACGUCGAUCGAUUCCACCGAUAUAAAAUCUGCCAUUGAAACGAAAUGAAAUUUCAAAUCGUUAUUUGCAUCAUUGAAAAACAUGAAAUAUCCUUCAUAAAAAUUGAUCAUAUUUAUAUAGAAAAUUUUUAACUUAAGACAUUAUACACGGAAUGUACGAUGGGAACAUGUUUUAUAUUCCGCGCUAGAUAACCGCAAUUAUUUGCAUAAAAGAGAACGAAGCGUAAUAUUUAGGGCGUUUGGAAAAAAAUAUAUAAAGUGAUGAUUGAAAAAUGCGGAUAUUUUUCAUUAUUUUGACAAAGCAGAAAUACAAUUCGUUCUUAAAUCUAAUCAAUCUUAUUUUUGCAAAAAUUUAAAACAAUUCUUUAUUCCUGAAUUUUUUUGGCAUUUAUAAAUAUUCAAAAACGCGAUACGAUCAGAUCUUGAGAAUAUUUAUUGUUGUAACACGGUACCGAUAUAUACUUAAGAAAUUUAAUUUUUUCGAUUAAAGAAAUUAAAUGAUAAUAAAAGCUAAAGUCAUACUACUCGCGUGCGCUCUUUUGUGAUUACAUCCAAAAAGACAUCAGGAUCAUUAUCGUUACAACAAAGAGAAUAGAUUAAAUAAUUGACAGUUUCUUAAUUAAAUCGAACGUUAUGACCGGUUUUUGAAUGCAGUUACGAACAAAUCGAGUAGUUGUACUUGUGCGCUCUUUGUACAAAUACCCCGUAACGUGAUCAUAUCAAUGUAACUUAGACUUACUUAUAAUAUAUACGUACAUUAUACAGCUAUACAUACUGGACGCGCAAUGUUAAGAAACAGCUCUUGUAUGUUAAAUAAAUCGAGAUUAAAUAAAAUUGUUGAUAUGUGA